Molecule: messenger RNA, 3202 nt
Organism: Oncorhynchus keta (chum salmon)
Lineage: Eukaryota; Metazoa; Chordata; Actinopteri; Salmoniformes; Salmonidae
Gene: ugt2a5
Product: UDP glucuronosyltransferase 2 family, polypeptide A5
Exons: 6
Coding region: 454-2037 (527 amino acids)
Molecular function (GO): UDP-glycosyltransferase activity
Source: RefSeq, a predicted model, not a curated record
AGCAUUAAGAUGCUUUUGGGGCCAAGAUCUGAAACGGAACAGAAGUGGCUCUACCUUUUGUGGAAAUACUGUGAAAUUCAAGCUCUUCUCACAGUAGGGUAUGUGUUUGUUUUGUUCGCGUGUACUUUUACCUCAUUGAAAAAGAGUUGGCUCAAGUUCAGGAGUUACACAACCGUUAAUUAUCAUAAUACCCUCUGACCAAUAGGCUUUGAAACUGCACUGAAUACUCCCUAUUUUACAGUGCAGUUGACGUAUUAGAGUCAUAAACCUGCUGUUUUUUUUUGUUUUUUUUAAGGCUUUUUCACUUAUUCCUCUCUUGGUUGUGUGUGGUCGCCUUGAACACAUCAACCUCCGUUCUCUAUCUACUUAGUCUGGGGAGACAUCCUUCCAAACCUCAUCUCGUUGACUCGGAAGCCUGGGUGUCAGAGGCUACUGUCUAGUCUACUCCCCAGGAUGGUUUCUGUGAGGAUGCUGCUGCUGUCGGUGGCCCUCCUGCUCUGCGGGUGUCUGGGCACACAGGGUGGCAACGUGCUGGUCUUUCCCGGAGAGUACAGUCACUGGCUCAACAUGCGAGUGAUCCUGGAGGAGCUAGUGGAUAGGAACCAUAGUGUUACCGUGCUGGUGUCAACCGCCUCGCCGUCCGUCGACUUCUCCAGGCCAGAGAAGUUCGGCUUCAAGGUUUACGAUGUGCCCCAUGAAAAACAAGACUGGCAGGCUCUCAAUGAUGACUUCAUAAAGUGGUGGAUGAACGAGUCUCACCACAAGUCCAUGCUGCAGCUGGGACAGUGGAUCAGAGACUUCAUGCAGAAAAUGAAUGUUCUGACGGUCAACAUGUGUAAGUCUAUGUUCGAUGACAAAGCGCUUCUGGAGUCACUGAAACAGUCCAAGUUUGACACGCUCCUUUCUGAUCCCAUGUUCCCGUGCAGUGACUUAAUCGCGGAUGCUCUUGACUUGCCUCUGAUUUUCUCCUUGAGGUUCUCAUUUGGCAUGGUGUUAGAGAGGCAAUGUGCACAGAUGCCGGCACCCUCCUCUUACGUCCCUUCCCCGGAAUUGCCGUACACAGACAAAAUGAGUUUCUUUGAGCGGGUCCACAAUUUUGUUACAUAUACUUUUUUUGAUAUCUUCAUGAAUGUACACUUACUAACGGCCAUGGACACUUUGUACAGUGAGAUAAAGGGAAGUCCGACUAGGUUCUGUGAGAUGAUGGGGAAGGCUGACAUCUGGUUGAUACGAACAUACUGGGACAUUGAGUAUCCUCGACCUUUCCUGCCAAACUUCAAAUUUGUGGGAGGACUUCACUGCAAACCUGCAAAGCCACUUUCAGAGGCCAUGGAGGAGUUUGUGCAGAGUUCAGGAGAUGACGGCAUCGUAGUGUUUUCACUGGGCUCCAUGGUCAAGAACCUGACUACAGAGAGAGGAAACACCGUAGCCACUGCAUUGGGACAGAUACCACAGAAGGUGCUGUGGAGAUACAGUGGGGAGAAACCAGAGACCCUGGCUCCCAACACAAGACUUUAUGAGUGGAUUCCACAGAAUGACUUACUAGGGCAUCCGAAGACCAAAGCCUUCAUCACUCACGGUGGAACCAACGGACUCUAUGAAGCCAUCUACCAUGGAGUUCCUAUGGUGGGUAUCCCUCUGUUCGCUGACCAGUCAGUCAACGUCAUGCACAUGAAGAACAAAGGAGCGGCUGUCAUCAUGGACUUCAACAAGAUGACGUCCAAAGAUCUGACGGAAGGACUCAACUCUGUGAUCAAUGAUCCACCGUACAAAGAAAACGUGAUGAGGCUUUCCAGUCUCCACCACGACCAGCCAAUGAAGCCAUUGGAUACAGCAGUGUUCUGGGUUGAGUUUGUGAUGCGCAACAAGGGCGCCAAGCACCUGAGGGUGGAGUCCCAUAACCUGAGCUGGUACCAGUACCACUGUCUGGACGUGACCGCUGCCCUGCUCUCCGUAACGGCACUCUUCAUUAUAGUCUCAGUUAAAACAUGUACUUUCUGCUUCAGGAAAAUUAAAGCAAGACCGAAGACAGAGUGACUACCUUGGUCUGGUAAUAAUGUCAUGUACUGAAACAAUCGCGGUGAGACAUUAUCGUAGUGGGCGUUAUCAUCAUGGGCGACAUUAUCGUGGUGGGCAUUAUCGUUGUGGUUGACAUUAUCGUAGUGUGAAUUAUCGCCGUGUGCGGCAUUAUCGUGGUGGUCAUUAUCACCGUGGGCGACAUCAUAUUGGGCAUUAUUGUCGUGGGUGACAUUAUCGUAGUGAGCAUUAUCGUCAUGGGUGACAUUAUCAUAGUGCGAAAGGGUCUUCAUGAACUAGGGUACCCAUGAAGAUUUCCUACACUGGACAGCAUGUUAAAGCUGCUGAUAAGUCAUUUAUAAUAAUCAGCCAUUUUGUUUUCAUGUCAUUACAUUAAGAUAUAAGGGGGGUUAACUGUAGUCAAUAAAAUGUACUUGGUGAUUUAACACCUAUGUUUAACCCUUUAUCAUGGUUGGUGUCUUGAUUGAUUUGUCCAAAAUCAUGUGCCAUAAAGCAUUACCUUUCUGUCCUUGCAUUUAUAGCAGUGUACGUUGUCAUUAUAACAUAUAAAAAGCAUUACCUUUCUGUCCUUGCAUUUAUAGCAGUGUAAGUUGUCAUUAUAACAUAUAUAAAGCAUUACCUUUCUGUCCUUGCAUUUAUAGCAGUGUAAGAUGUCAUUAUAACAUAUAAAAAGCAUUACCUUUCUGUCCUUGCAUUUAUAGCAGUGUAAGUUGUCAUUAUAACAUAUAAAAAGCAUUACCUUUCUGUCCUUGCCUUUAUAGCAGUGUAAGUUGUCAUUAUAACAUAUAAAAAGCAUUACAUUUCUGUCCUUGCCUUUGUAGCAGUGUAAGUUGUCAUUAUAACAUAUAAAAAGCAUGACCUUUCUGUCCUUGCAUUUAUAGCAGUGUAAGAUGUCAUUAUAACAUAUAAAAAGCAUUACAAUUCUGUCCUUGCCUUUAUAGCAGUGUAAGUUGUCAUUAUAACAUAUAAACAGCAUUGCCUUUCUGUCCUUGCAUUUAUAGCAGUGUAAGAUGUCAUUAUAACAUAUAAAAAGCAUUACCUUUCUGUCCUUGCAUUUAUAGCAGUGUAAGAUGUCAUUAUAACAUAUAAAAAGCAUUUACCUUUCUGUCCUUGCAUUUAUAGCAGUGGAAGUUGUCAUUAUAACAUAUAAAAAGCAUUACCUUUC